UGUGCAUUGGCGGGCGUGGUGAAGCUGCGUCCAGGGGCGGUGAGGAUCUCGGUGAGAUGACAUCACUACCACCCUCCAUCACCACGACAGACUCGUGCUCCUCAGCCGGCGACGGUGGCAGUCCGGACAUCCCGCGAAGGAAGCGGUCUUCCAAACCUCGCACGCGCGCUCGCAGUCCCACCCAGCUGGUUCGACUACGCCGAAUGAGGCGUGCCAAGGCGAACGACCGCGAGCGCAACCGCAUGCACAUGCUGAACCACGCGCUGGAGAAGCUACGCACCGUGCUGCCCGCCUUCCCUGAGGAGACGCGACUAACCAAGAUUGAGACACUCCGGUUCGCCAACAGUUACAUCGUGGCACUGGCUCGUACUCUGGAAUCCGCCAGUGGUGGUGGUGGCGGUGAUGACGGUGGCGCCGGAGGAGGAAUCCGUGACGCGGAUGGCAGUGUGCUGCUCGCGGUGGGUAACGUGACUGUGCGCCUGGGACGGGACGGAAACACCGUGAGUGCCCAACCGGCGGCAGUGAUGUCGGAUGCUGGAAUGUUUGGAGGUCCGACCACGCCGGUCCCAGUGAAAACAGAGCCCAGCUACUCCCCUCAGAAUGGUCUGUACCCAUUGUACGAGCCUCAGACAUCCGCGGCGGCGUAUGCGGGUCACGUGACCGCCGCGGGCGGUUUCGGGUCAUGGCCGGCGGCGAUGGACUUUGGACGGUCAGCCAAUCAUCAGGCUGUGUUUGACGGUGGCCACGCCCACUCGCUGAUGCCUACCACGUGCUAUGCGGGCGAUGGGCACCUUCAGCCGGACUAUGGGUGUGGGUUCAUGUUGUGAUUGUCACGUGGUGUCUGCAAAGUGUCUUGUCUGGGGCUGAGAGUCAACAUUCGAGCGCGUCAUAUGCCUUGAGCCGUUAAAGGAAGCAGUCUUGCCAAUUUAGUCAAUUACUUUUGUUGUAAACCGAAGAGGGUUGUUAGUUUUUAUACGUUUUUAUCGGGUUUAGGAGCUGAAUACUGGAUAGUAGAAAGUAGGUACAUGUUUUAUAACCUCGCAAAGAGUGACACUAUGUCAUGCCACUUUUAAGAUGAUUGUGAGAAGUUCACACGUGUUUGCUUUUAUUUGAAGUUUCUAUGCGUUGAUUUCCGUUCGAUAAAUAUCCAGAAAAUAUGCAUUCACUGAAAAUCUUAGAAGGCGUAAACACCUGCGUUGACAAUCAGGGGAGUUAAGAAUGGCGGUUUAACCGCAAAUGAAAGAAAGCAUCGUUUUAUCAUGCUCUACAUACAAUGAAGAUUAGAUGCGUAUUUUCUAUGUGUGGGUACUUUUGCCAAGCAAUUGUGCAUCUCAAAGGCUUCGCACAAUCAAAACACAAAUCAUGCAAGUGUUUAUUUUGUAUAUAGCAGUAUGCAUUUUGUUUUCAAUACAACGGUGAUUUGAAA
Messenger RNA from Amphibalanus amphitrite, 1426 nucleotides. RefSeq names its product neurogenin-3-like. Lineage: Eukaryota; Metazoa; Arthropoda; Thecostraca; Balanomorpha; Balanidae. The transcript is spliced from 2 exons. Gene Ontology annotation, molecular function: protein dimerization activity. The coding region runs from base 57 to 827 and encodes 256 amino acids. The record is from RefSeq and is a predicted model, not a curated record.